AUGACAUUGAUUAUAAUAAUGCGCAAGUGCUGUGUCCCAAACUGUCGAUCCAAUCAUACCAAACCUUAUGUUUCCGUUUUCACAUUUCCAAAAGACCCUGCAGUUACAAAUGUAUGGCUAAAACAAAUUGGAAGACCUACUUUAAAGGUGAAUGAAAACAUUGGAGUGUGUAUCAAACACUUCGAAAAAGAUGCCAUUGUUGGGAGAGGAUUGACCAAGUUUGCAACUCUAAAGAAAAAGGUAUCUGUUAAACAUGGAGCUGUUCCCACUUUGUUUGAAGAUUCCAUUCAUUAUUCAUCAGAUGAAUAUGACUCAUCCAAAGAAACUGCGCAAGUGCAGGAUUCAAAUUCUUGUCCAAAAAUGGAAGAACGAACAAUGGCAUCAAAUGAAAUGGAUACUGAUUCAUCUGAAAAAACUAAUUCUUCAAAUUUUCUUGAUAGUCUACCUUCACCCUAUAAAAAUUUGCCCUCUGUUAGCGUGUGUUUAAAAGGAGAAGAUAUAGUUGAAAUUCCAAAAGAGACAGGAAGGCCUGCAAAAAGGCUUUCGAUCUAUGGACAGAACAAUAGCAGUAAUGAAGUUAAAUCACUUGCACCUCAUCCGCCCAAAAGAAAACGAAUAGAAAAGCCUCCUCCAAGUGUUAUUGGAAGAGAGAAUGAUUGCUUUUGCUGGAUGUGCCACAAAGAGAAUAUUAUGUUGACUUGCAUGGCUUGCCCUAGAGCUUAUCACCAAAGAUGCUUAAGUGAUAGUUGUGAAAUAACUCUUCCUGAUUGGGUUUGUCCAGAAUGUAUACGUGUUCUUGCAGCUGAAGAUGUUGAUACACGAUCUUCUACUUUAACUGAAAUAUCGUUAGACAAUCUAUGUGGCCUGUUAAAACUUUGGGUAUCAAAAAUGCGGCAAAGAGCUCCUGUUGCAUUUCAUCAUCCUGUCUCUUUGGAACUGUAUCCAGCAUAUCCUCAAUACGUUAUUCAUCCGAUGGAUUUGAGCCUUCUUGAAAAUAACAUCAAGCAAAAACUUUAUGGCUGUACUGAAGCGUUUUUGGCUGACGUUAAAUGGAUACUUCAUAAUUCCUGUGUAUUUAAUGGAACUCAACAUCCAUUGAGUACAAAUGCCAGAUCAAUAGUUAAAACCUGCGAAACUGAUAUGCAAGAAUUAGAAAUAUGCCCUGAUUGCUUCAAGCACAGCAUAAUUAGAAACAAGUACUGGUUUGCUGAAGUCUGUAGAAAGCCUCAUCCAUUAGUUUGGGCAAAGCUAAAAGGAUUCCCAUAUUGGCCAGCAAAGGUUGUUCGAAUAUCUGGUGGUAAUGUAGAUGCAAGGUUUUUUGGAGCUCAUGAUAGAGCAUGGGUACCUAUUAUUCAUUGCUAUCAUCUGUCAAAAGAAAUGCCAACUUCAAGUAAACCAAAGAAGAAAGGAAAUUAUGAAGCUGCAUUAGAUGAGUUAAACGUUCAUGUUCAUUUACUGAUUCAAAAAUUUGGCUCAUUUGAAUAUGCUCCUUAUCGGACCGUUUUUGACCCUGAUAAUGCUAGUCUUGCUUAUCAUGGUAUGGAUAUUAACAAAACUAUAAAUGAAGAUGGCAAAUUUGACAGUUCUGUGACAAGCCAGUGUGAAUUUGAUUCUCCUGCCAAAGAAAGAUUUACAAUAAAUGAAACAGAAUCCGAGAUGAAAAGCGAUUCUGAUGUUGAAUCAAAAAAUCAGCAGUCUACUGAAAAUGCUUCUACUCAUUCUUCACUCACUGAAAAUUCUUCGCCAGUAAACGAGAAGAAUGUUCAAGAUUCAAAUCUUGACUCGCUCAAGAUGAAUUCACCUGCUGAAAAAGCUACUGAACUGAAUGAAAUUACUUCAAAAAAUAUAGAUGAUGAAGAAAAUUCAAAUUCUUCAGGGAUUUCUAAAAAAUCUAACGAGGGUACAAAACCAAAUUCAGUAUCAGAGGAUCCUUUAGCAAAAUCUGAUUCUUUAGAUCAAUUAAGAAAACUUGAACUAGCUUUAGAAAGAAUAAAAGGGUAUGUUUGCAGCAAUGAUGAUCAAGAGAAAAGUGAAAGUAAUAAAGAAGGCGAGAAAGAUAACGAUGAUAGUAAAGUAAAUACUAGGGAAAAUGAAAAAUGUGAGCCACCAAAAACAGCAUUUGAAUCAAUGCCUACUUUGUCUCUUGAUAUUCUAUCAAAUAAUCUUGACGAAAAACAAACAGAUUCAAACACAGAAGUUCUAAAUGUUACAAAAAAGAAAGAUUCAUUUUUCCUAAAAUUAAACGAAACAAUUGAGUCUUGCAAAGCUAAAUUAGGAAUUGAUGAAAUAGUGGAAGAAUCAUCAUCUGAAAAUGAAUCAGGUGAAGAUGAAAAUGAUAAUAGUGAAGAUGAUAAUGAUGCAGAAAAUUCAGCAGAUGAGGAUGAGGAUGAUGAAGAUGACGAUGAAGUUGAAAAUGCAGAAGCAGGUGCGGAAGAAGAAAGAACUAAAAAUAAAGAUGCCGAUGAAACUGAAGAUGUUGUGGAAGAAAAGGAAAGUGGUGAUUCUGAUCAAGAAGAUAGUGACUCUACAAGUUCUGGUAGUGAAGGUGAUUCAAAUGCUGAGUCAUCUGAAACAGACAUUGAAGAAAUUACUGUAGAAUCUAAUGAUACUAAUGAUCAAGUUUUAGAUUCUGAAACCCAUUUGGACAAGCAAACUCCAGCUACCACACAACAAAAAGAAAUAAUUGAAGAGGUAAUAAUAGAUUCUAAUGAGGCUACUGAUGAAAGUACUUUCACAUUGCAAAAAAAUUCUUCCAAUGUUACUUUAAAUGUGCUGAGUAGUGAAAACACUCCCCCAGAAUCUGAAAAAAAUACUAAAGCUGAUGAAACUGAUAAGAGCACAAAUGAGGCUUCAGAAGUUGGUAUAAUUGAUAGCCCAGAUGUCAAUAUAAUUGCAGUUGAUCCAAGUGAUAAAGCUUCUGAACCUUCUCCUUCAAAAACCACUAAUGUACUUCAAAAUUCUGAUGUUUGUACUAAAGAAAAGGUAACUGAGAAAACUGUGGAAGAGUUGCCUGAUGAUAUUGAUAGUAAUAGAUCUGAUUCAAAUAAGUUAAAAUGCUUAAAGCUUUCUAGUCCUAAAGAUGUCGAUGAAGACGAUGAUAUAUAUAUAUGUCCACCUGUCAAGCCACCAACACCACCUUUAAUAUGUCUUGAUGAUUGUUCCGAAACUGAGCCUGAAGGUGAGUCGACAGUCUCAAAUAAAGUGGAGGACAGUAGAAAUGGUAGAAAAGUCAAUGUACAAGACAUCACUAACAGCAAAAAUAUUCUUUCUAUUAAAAAUGAAAUAAAAAAUAAAACAGGUAGGGAGAGCAUCCUGUCCCAUUUUCCUGUUGCUCCUAAGAAGAAACAGACAGAAAAGAGCUCUUCAGCUAGUUAUAGUUACUCUAGCUCUGAUGAUAGUAGUGAUGAAUAUGAUAGCUGUAACUAUGAACCCCCUGUAAAAAGACCUCUUACUGGUGCUAAAAGAACCUUUCGAAAAGCAGAAAGUGCUCAUCUGCCAAAUUUAAAUAAAACUAACACAAAUCCAAGUAUGGUUCAAAGUAGUGUUAUGACUGAGAAGCCCUCAUCAUGUGUUCCUUUAGAUAGUCAAAAUGAACCAUCUUGCUCAUCUUCUAAUGCUGCAGAUGACAGAGAUAACAGAAAUACUGAUCUUCUUGUUGAGGUGGAGGAAGUUAGAAUCGAAAAUGAAGAAACAUCUGUCAGAAGUGAGAAUGCUGUUUCAAAAUUGAAUGACAUGGAUGAAAAAGAUGCUGAAAUCAAAAGAAUGAAGGAUAAAUUGAGAGAUCUAGUCACUGGUAUUAAAAUUCAGGCAUGGAAAUUUGCUCAAGAAAAGGAGGAACUUAGACAUAAUAUGAAUUUGAUAAUAAUGGAAAUGAGAGCUAGCUUAGAAAUGGAUAAAAAGGCUACUAUUGAAAGUUUAACGAAGAAAUUCGAGAGUGAAAAGAAUCGAGCUAUUGAAGAAGCAAAAAGGAAACAGUGGUGUGCAAAUUGUCUUCAAGAAUCAAGAUAUUCUUGCUGUUGGAAUACAAGUUAUUGUACAUUUAACUGUCAAAAGCAACAUUUUGCAGAACAUCAGAAAUUCUGCUCUCAGUUGAAGGGGAAAACAGGUUUGGAAAAUAGACCAGAAAUAAAAUUAAAGUUGACUCCAUCACCUUUGCCGGAAAAUUCUGAAAAUAAAAAACUGUUUGUUGUAAAUGUAAAGCCACCUGAUUCUUUAAAGCCUGGUGAUGUAAAAUCAGCUACCACAUUUCAAGCUUCUGUUCCUAAAUCUCCUAUUGUUGUCACAUCAAAAAAUUCUAUGCAACUUGUUAAAAGCCCAGGAACAAUUACUUCACAACAAAUUCAAGUUUUGCCCAACAAAAGUAUUCAGGUAGUCUUCUCCCCAAAAGUUGUUGAUUCUCAUGUUCAACCAUCUUCUCAGUUAUCAACGUCACAAGCAUCACCCAUACCAUCUUCUCAGUUAUCAACUUCACAAGCAUCACCCAUACCAUCUUCUCAGUUAUCAACUUCACAAGCAUCACCCAUUCCUGUUGUGUCUACAGUAACACCUAACAAGCAAGAAUCAAAUCCACAAUCUAUGGCAGGAACAAGUAGUGAAUCUUUAGAAUCGUCUCAAAUAAUUCAUGGUUUUAGGAGUAGAAAGUAUAAUUUAGAUACAGCGAUUUCCCUUUUAAGUAAGAAAAAUGAAGAAACAUCGUCUUCUGUGAAAAAGGGAGAUGAAGUAUCGAAAGAUAAAUCGGAAGAACAUUUCUCUUCUCCAGAAAAAAACUCUGAUACAUUAGAAGCUGUUCAUUUGAAUACUGAUGAACUUCAAAGAAAUUCUAAUGAUGAUGAAGAUAAGAAUUCUGAUUUGGAUGAAGCAACAAAAGAGCAAAUUUGUGAAUCAUUUCUUAAUGAAAGAAAUUUAAUUUUAUCUGAUGAUGAUAAAUUAACAAAAGAUAUGGUAAAUAUUGGAUUUGGAAUUGAUGUUAAAGUCAAGCUCAUUAAUAAAUGUUUAAUUUAUGGCAACACUGUUCAUAAGUUAACACGUUGCCUUGUAGAUGCAUUAUUUCCAGACAUUAAAUUGCUAGCCACUUGUUCUGCUUAUGGUCAAAACUCUAGCACAAGACUGACAAAAGCAGCUUUACCAGCCAGAAAGGUUGCAGCAAUUAUUGAUUUUGUGCAGAAACGAUUUCCCAAAGCACACAGAAAUGAAAUUGUUGCCGAAAUUAAUUUAAAGUGUGACGAAGCUAGAUUUAUUAAUUUAAAGCAAGAUCCAUCCAAAAAAUCUCAGGUUGCUGAAAUUUUGGCAAAGGAAAGGGAAAGACGUGCUAGCGAAAACUCAGAUGAAACUGUGAAAUGCGUUGUUGCUCCUUCAUCCACCACAUCAAUCCUUUCUUCUCCUCUACAAAAAGUUCCAAAUGUUGUUUCUAUCAAACGCCCUUCUGUAGUUUGCAGUUCACCAAAUAUUCUUUUCCCUAGAAAGGCAAGUCCGAAUUUAGUACGGUAUGCUUCACCUAUCCUUAUACAACCUAAACCUCCUCCCAAUAUUGAACUGCAUGAACCUGCAAAAAAGCGUCUGACUGUCAGGAACUUGUUGGAUGCAACUAAAGUAGACGGUGCAACCAAACAAACUGGUAUAGUUAGUAUUCUGGAAAAAAGUAAACCUCCUUCAUAUCUUAGUCAACCUGUGCCACAUCAAAACUAUCCAGUGAGACCUUAUGUUAUAAUUGGAACAACUACUGGCAAGCAGAGCACUUCUACCACUCAGGCACCUCCAGUUCAGACAUCUUCAUCAAGUGUCAAACCCUAAAUUACAAUUUUCCAAAAUCAUAGCAUUGUAUUAUAAAAUUUGUCCAGAAACUUGUGCAGUUACUGUUAUGAUUAUUUAAAUUUGUGGCAAAAAUCAAAUUAUGAAUGAAUUCUUUGUAAAAUGCAAAAUUAUAAAUGGAAGUCAUGAAAAGUAUCAACAAUUGUUUUCUCAUUAUUUUUGCAUUGUAUUGUAAUUAUUCAUGUAUGCCAAAAAUAUCUAAGACUUUAAAACAAUUUUCAUACUGUAUAUUUGUUUCAAUCUUUGAUGUAUAUUCAGCAAAUUGUUAUUUUAUAUGUGUAAAUAAAAUAUGCAGUUAUAAUGUU
Uloborus diversus is the source of this 6113-nucleotide messenger RNA. Its product is annotated as MYND-type zinc finger-containing chromatin reader ZMYND8-like. The transcript has 25 exons. Gene Ontology annotation, molecular function: DNA binding; protein binding. The record is from RefSeq and is a predicted model, not a curated record. NCBI's taxonomy places the organism in Eukaryota, Metazoa, Arthropoda, Arachnida, Araneae, Uloboridae. Bases 1 to 5790 code for a protein of 1929 amino acids.